CUCUCUUUAUUGAUUUCACUGCACGCGACUGACUUUGAGGCAGAAAUGCAUGCUGAUCCCUCUACUACCCACUCCAGGGCUCCGCAAGCCAAGCGAUCCUCGGAUCGAUCCUUGCAUGGUUGAAAAUCUCCCCUGCCCCUCAACAUGAGCGAAGACACCAAAAUCCACCCAUCUCCGACGAUAGUCUGGGCAGGAGGACCUUCACUUCCGGCUGCGACUCUGGGAAUCCAAGCUUCGACUUCGGUUGGACCUCCAGCAAAAGGCAUGCACAUUGCUGCUAUCGUCUCGCUCAUUCUGACCCUUUUCAUCUUCGUCGGUGCGAGUACAUGCGUCUUCAGGACCAGCUUGUCCCUCAACAAGCUGCUACAAAGACAUCGAGGUCAUCCGGAAGAGAGUGAAGGGAGAAAAGGAGGAGCCAGAAAGCUCAGGAAGAUGCUCGUCAUCGGGUUGCUGCUCUCAGAUUGUAUGAUUGCGGUCGGUUCCUUCUGGCCAGCUGUGACAGUUUUAGCUCAUAAGAGUCUGGGAGGGAGCGAAUGUGAUCUGCCAGGUUUCCUGUUAGCCUCGGCUCUGUGGUGGUGGGUUGAAGGCAUCCAGAUGAAAGCGACUGAUACGCUGACAAUCAGGCAAUACGGCUUCUCACUCACCAUAGCCGUUACAACCUAUGUGGCUCUUCGUCAUCCUCUUUCGCUGGCCAAAGAUCUCGCAGAACGAGGGGCCACACCGAUAGUCGCUAUGAUCAUUGUUGUCGGAGGUGUACAGGCGAUCACAUGGCGGGUUGUUAACGGAUUCCAUGCGUGGCGAGAUACAUGCUACUAUGCUCCCCCAUCCUUUGUUUCUGCAGAACUCAUCCAGUUCCUACCCAGGCUCAUUACCUCUCUCGUCAUAACGAUGAUCUACAUCCCUCUGAUCCACUUUCUACGCCGGCCUGACAUGACUUCGUUAUAUCUAUCGCCUCGACCAGCAUCGACCCUCCCACAUCCACCGACGAUCGAUGAUCCUACACCACCUGGACAGACUCCACCCUGGGAAAAAUUGACAUUCCCCACGUUCCAUCUGGAAGAUUCCUCCAAGGAUUCGUCUGGGAUCCUAGGACCAGGUCUAGGCUUCGCUAAUGCUUUCUUACCUUCGAAAUCGCGUUCAAGACCGUCAACCCCGCAAAAAGGCCUGCGAGGCGGUUUGAGACGAUUGACAAUCUCCGACUCGCCAACCUUGAUUCAAGAUGGCUCACCCUCCGGUCGACUCUUCGCUGCGAGGGUAAAACGCUCCAGACCUUCCACUGCGCCGUCCUGUCCGACUGAGAAACUGCAGACAACAAUGGAAGCGCCCAGUCUCUCCGUUGGAUCGCCUGGCCUCCGGCCACCAUCUCCGUUACAAGUGAUCAAAUUACCCUUGACCUUUGACAAAGACCUUCGCCCUCCGCAUCAACGCCCUAGUUUUGACUCCCAGGCAACGAAGUACGAGAAUUUACACGAUUUGUACGCUGUCGCGGCGGAGGAUCGAAAGGCGGACAUUCCUUUCCAUCAAGCGAAGCUACCAGAGACACCGGCGUAUGAUGGUCAGCCGAGGGAUCAUUCUCCUGCUGGUCCUCGACCUGCGGUGGAUACGGUCGAUUUUCCUACUUCGCCCAUCAAUCAACGCUUAAACAAGGCGGCGUUGUCCAAUAAUCACUUCGACUGGCAAAGAUCGCCUACCAAAGACUCUCGGCAUGAAACAGGUCACAGUCGACAACUACAAGUUACCAUGCUCCGACCGACAUUGACCAUGGGCAGUGAAGCCUCGGCUAGAGACUGUGCUUCAUUCAGAGGGAUGCUCGAGAUGUCUCCUGGUGGUUAUGCGGAUCUCGAAGCAAGUGAACCGAAAUCGACAAGCAAUCAGGUAAAGAGUCUGGCGAGCAUUAUGAAUAGGAGCGCGUCUAGCUUUCUGUUGUGGUUUCCUUUGACACACUUGGUGAUCUGUGCCUUGACCAUAGCCCGAUAUGCCGGUUAUGCCGCGACGAGGGACGAUGGUCCGGCUUUAGAAGCUCUGACGACCUUGGUGGUUCUAGGUCAAAGCACGGCAGAUGUGGUCAUAUUUGGGUUCGUAGAAAGACGGACGCGACACAAGUACCGGAACAAGGUCGACGAAUGUACUCAGGUUGCUGAGAAUCGCAGAACGUAGAUACGCAUCGUCAAAAAAAGGUUAUUGGAUACAUUCAUAUUCUA
This is a messenger RNA of Kockovaella imperatae, 2201 nucleotides long. RefSeq lists its product as hypothetical. Gene Ontology annotation, cellular component: plasma membrane. Gene Ontology annotation, biological process: adenylate cyclase-activating G protein-coupled receptor signaling pathway. The record is from RefSeq and is a predicted model, not a curated record. The transcript is spliced from 11 exons. Lineage: Eukaryota; Fungi; Basidiomycota; Tremellomycetes; Tremellales; Cuniculitremaceae. Gene Ontology annotation, molecular function: G protein-coupled receptor activity. Bases 145 to 2157 code for a protein of 670 amino acids.